AUGAAAUAUUAUCAGCAUAAAUCUUUGAAUAUACCACCCAACCUUUCAUUUAUACCUUCAAGAACAAUUGGAUCAUCUUCUUAUUUUAAAGAAUACUAUAAAGACACCAUUAGUAUCUCUCAAAAAUUAGGAAAACCAACAUUUUUUUUAACAAUGACUGCUAAUCCUUCUUGGCCUGAAUUUAAUGGAAAAUCUAAUUCAAAAGCUCAUCUCAUUCGAAUUUUCCAAUUGAAAUUGAAUUUUCUUUUGCAUUAUAUCAAAACUACUCAAGUCCUUGGUGAGUGUAUGGAAUAUACAUACUCCAUCGAGUUUCAGCGCAGG
Messenger RNA from Hansenula anomala, 321 nucleotides. RefSeq lists its product as uncharacterized. The record is from RefSeq and is a predicted model, not a curated record. The annotation marks the transcript as partial. Lineage: Eukaryota; Fungi; Ascomycota; Saccharomycetes; Phaffomycetales; Wickerhamomycetaceae. The transcript has a single exon.